This is a messenger RNA of Penicillium argentinense, 2067 nucleotides long. RefSeq names its product DNA damage response protein RcaA. The transcript has 3 exons. The coding region runs from base 1 to 2067 and encodes 688 amino acids. Gene Ontology annotation, cellular component: Mre11 complex. Gene Ontology annotation, molecular function: damaged DNA binding; protein binding. Gene Ontology annotation, biological process: mitotic G2 DNA damage checkpoint signaling; double-strand break repair via homologous recombination. NCBI's taxonomy places the organism in Eukaryota, Fungi, Ascomycota, Eurotiomycetes, Eurotiales, Aspergillaceae. The record is from RefSeq and is a predicted model, not a curated record.
AUGUGGACUCUCGAAGCGACGGGCGACUUCCUGAACGUUUGCCAUGGCAGCGCGAGCCGAUCAAUCUCGCGGCAGCAUAUGUCCAUCGAGGUGGCCUGCGUGAAAUCUCACGAUGGAACUCGAACACACGUCCGCACUCAGAUUACCAUCACCGACCUCGGAUCUUCUAAAGGAACAUUUGUGGAUGGAGAAAGGAUCACAGGAGAGCGCAUUCUGGAGGGGCCGGAACACAGCAUUGUCCUCGCAAAGGCGACGCAUACUCUUCGCCUGAAAUGGGAACCUGUGGUGCUCACGUUCUCAUUCUCCUCAAAGGAGAUGCGGGCAAAUGACCCUCUCGCCAAAGUUCGUGCUCGUCUAGAAGAGCUGGAUAUCAAGACCAUCAUCCCAUAUCUGGUCGACCAGACCACGCAUGUGGUACAAAGCAAACGAAAUACGGCCAAGGGUCUUCAAGCGUUGAUCAAUGGCAAACACAUCGUCAAGAACUCAUUCCUCGACGCCAUCGAAUACGCCACAACCCCGACAGAUCUCGGAACCCAGCAAGAGAUCUCGCCGCUGGAAUCUGACUUUGACGCUGCCUGGCCAGAUCCGGCAGAACACCUGCCCCCGCCUGGGAAUGAGCCGACCAGUCGUUCUGCCUCUGCUUUCGCUCCGAAUUCGGACCGCAUCAAUGUCUUCGAUAAAUACACAUUUGUCUUUGGGGAUGCCAGCCAAUUCGAAAACUUGCAGCCGGCAAUCAACAAUGGUCAUGGGAAAGCCCUUUAUUAUGAGAUCAAGGAUGGUGAGACAACAGCAGCCGACAUUGUGCAAUUCAUGAAAAAGGCCGGAGGCAGCCAGGGUGUGGGGGCCGAGCGAACUGGCCCAGGCGGUGUUGUGUUGGUGCGGUUCCGGUCUAAAGGCGAUUACGAGAAUUGGUCGGUUAAAUUGGGAAACGAAGUAGCUCUCGCGAUCGACCAGCGGUCCAUCGAGCAGAGAGAGUUUCUGGAUGCCAUUUUGAACAACGAUGCCAAACCACUAUGCCGCCCACUGCCUCGCGAAGAAGUUUCCAGCCAGGUCUCCCCGACUCCAACGCCUGCAGUUGAACUACCACAACCAGCAGCUGUCUCAGAGGAGCCUUCUCCGUCUUUGACGCCCCACGAGCAGACUCAGCCGGCUCCAUCACGAGCCAAGUCGUCUCGCGAGCGGAAGUACGUGAGCAAGAUGAAAACCUUUGACGAUGGUUUUGAUAUGGAGUCCAUUCCUGUUUAUGAGCCAGGGAUGGAUGAACCGGAGCAAAGUCAAUCCAUGGGACUUGAUCCUAUUGAACAACCCCAGCCCAACCAGACACUCCCUACUGUGGAGGAAGAAGAAGGAGGAGAAGGAGCGGAAGAUGACGCCGUGUCUGAUCUGCUUCCUGGGGCACAGGCCAUGAAACGCCGGCGAGCUGCUCAGGGAGAUGACGAGGCACGUACUGCUUCUAAGCGCGUGAAGACAGAAGUGGCUCCCAAACCUCGACGUCGCAAGAUGGACGUCCUAGAAGAGGCACGCAAACAUCGCGAAGAAGAGGAAAAACAGCACGAGGAGGAGCUACAUCCAUCACAGAAUGUCGACAUUGAAAAGCUUCGAAACCUUGCCAUUGUUGAAGAGAUGGAUAUCCCCGUCCGACAACCUCCAGUCCGGGAAAAUGACCAGUCAAACCGAUGGGAUGAGCAAUGGAAUGGCCGCAAAAACUUUAAACGAUUUCGCCGCAAAGGCGAGCCACGCCAUGCUCGACAACGGGUACAAAGUGUGAUUGUCCCUUUGGAGGAGGUCACCCGCAAGGACUACGGAAUCGGCGACCACUAUUGGAGCAGCAGCAGCAAACCAUCUGAAAGGGAACAGCCCAGCCAGACAUUAAAGCCAUCAGCUUCUAGUCGUGAUGAACUAGCGACGUCACAGUCUCAACUAUCCGUGCCAGAGGCGUCUACGCCGAAUCCCACGCCUGGCACUCAAAGCACACUCUCUCGCAGUCGCAGUCAGAAACGACCUCGCGAAGUGGCGGACGCAGAGAGUGAAGAAGAAGGUCGCUUCCGGUUCCGACGCAAGCGCUAG